Messenger RNA from Diatraea saccharalis (sugarcane borer), 1089 nucleotides. NCBI's taxonomy places the organism in Eukaryota, Metazoa, Arthropoda, Insecta, Lepidoptera, Crambidae. The record is from the annotation of a GenBank genome assembly.
AUGGCCCCCGGAAAGCUUAAGUGUGCUGGAUGUCUGCAAGUCAUUACCGACAGGCAGUACUUGCGAUGCUGUGUUUGUUCGCAGUAUUAUGAUAUCAUUUGUGCGAAUGUGUCGGAACAACGUUUUCGCAACACGCUUACCGGACAACAUAGACUUAACUGGAAGUGUGAUGCGUGUAAGAAUAUGGAGCCGAAGGUAGAUAAUAGCAACACACCUCUUCGUGAGCACGACGAUAAGGUUACGCGUCGUCGAGGUGCCUCAGUUCUGAGUCCGCCUGAGGAGAACAGCGAUGCGCAAUGGGACAUGCGGUCACUCAUUGAGGAGCUGCGUUUAUUUCGUAAAGAAAUGCAAGAAAUGCGCAUUCAGGUACAAUCGUUUAAUGAAACUUUGGGGGCGCUCAUGUCCCGUGUCGAUAUCUGUGAAGAUAGACUGGACGAUCUAACGUUACGUAUUGACAAACUGGAACGUUGCGAUGCGGCUUCAGAAUCGGUCAACAACAACACUGCUCUAACUAACACCAUCGACUCCUUGAAGGCUGAGUUAAAUGAGCGCGACCAAGAACUGCUUAUGAAUGAUGUAGAAAUUACCUGCAUACCAGAACAGAAGGGAGAGAACUUGCAGCAUUUUGUGGUAACUUUGGCAUGCAAACUUGGAGUUCAAUUAGAACAACGAGAUGUGGUGAGUGCUGUCCGUGUCGGGCGGUCGCUGGACGUUAGUGGGGUUGGUACGUCGUCGUCGUCUCCACGACCUCGCCCCAUUGUCGUCCGUUUGGUGCGACGUGCUGUGCGGGAAGACCUUCUACAUGCAGCCCGUGUUCGCCGCGGGGUCACCACUGAAGGCCUUGAUCUCCCUGGCCCACCUCGUCGGUUUUAUAUCAAUGAGCGCCUAACUAGAAUGAACCGUCUUCUGUUUCGUCAGGCGCGUGGGAUCGGGGUGCGGCUUGGAUGGCGUUUUAUAUGGACUAAAGAUGGAAAGAUAUUUGGUAGUAGACAGCACGCUGGUCAGGGUGUUCCUCGUCAUCGGCUGCGAAACCGGGCGGACCUCGUCCGGGUUUUUGGCCCCGAAGCCGUUGGUCCUACAGAAGCCUGA